This is a messenger RNA of Hyposmocoma kahamanoa, 5840 nucleotides long. RefSeq lists its product as uncharacterized. NCBI's taxonomy places the organism in Eukaryota, Metazoa, Arthropoda, Insecta, Lepidoptera, Cosmopterigidae. Bases 205 to 4788 code for a protein of 1527 amino acids. Gene Ontology annotation, cellular component: cytoskeleton. The transcript has 30 exons. The record is from RefSeq and is a predicted model, not a curated record.
CAGCGAGAAAACAUUAGAAGAUCCAAGAUGGCCGCGGUGAUUUCGCGCCAAAUCCCGCUUCGCGCGCGCCAUCUUUUACCGGCCGGUGCUAACUUCCGCUUGAAUUUGAAUCAUUCGAGCCGUUCGAAAUAGUCAUUUGUGAAUUAACUGUGACAGUGUUAUGUCGUGAUGUGAUAGUUGUUAUUUUGUGUUGUGUUUGUGAUAAUGUCGGGGGAAGAGCGGUCGCGGCGACUGUCGCAGAUCUUCGACCCGCUGUCGAGGUUCACUGACCAUGCGGCUGGUCAUUCCGCCAGUACUCCAAACAGCCCAAGGUUGAUGCCGAGGAGGUCACGGGAGCCGCCACCUCCACCACCUAGGCCAAUCGCGCAAGCUUCGCGCCUUGACCCGUUGGAGUAUGAGCUGGCGGCCGCCGACCUCGGCUCCAUCAACUGGCAGGAACGAUGCUUGGAGCUACAGCUGGAGCUGCAUCGCAGCCGCCACCAGGCUACCAGGGUCCGCGACAUGCUUCGAGAUAAGCUCUCGGAACUCGAACAGCGGGUUCUGGAGGCCGAGGGCAGAGCAGAGGAAGCCGAGGACAAGGUCCGCGCCAUGGAGCAGCGGCUGUGCGAUUGGCCUGGUCCGGGUGCCGCUGAAGGCGCACCUAGAGCCAUUACGCGACUCGAGGGCCAGAUUGAAGAACAGAAACAGCUGCGACUCCAGGACGCGAAGCAGGUAGAAGCAAAAGCGGCCCGAAUCAAGGAGUGGGUGACAAAUAAACUACGGGAGCUGGAGCAGCAAAACCAGCAGCUGCGAGAGCAGAACGAUCGCUGCAAUCAACAGUUGGAGUUGCUGCGGAACCACAUAGCUGCUCAAGGGAGCAGGAAUUGUGCUCUACUGCCCACUCGAGCAAGCCUGUCCCUCGAAGUGCGAGAGGACGGCUUCCCUCGGGCCUCCCCCAGCCUCCUGGCCUCCAAUCGCCGGAGAUCAGAGAGCCUGGAAGGGCCACAGUUACCAAUAGCCUCGUCGGAGCCCCACUACAGCACGCCGGUCAGGCAUCGACGGAACUUGUCCAUCGGUACGACGAACGUCGCCAACAACACUAACGCCGCCACUCCGCCGCUCAACACUAUGAAUAGGACCAUGGAUGAGAGAACCACUGCCAGUUUACUAGCCGAUGAUUUGGCGACUGCUGUUGAAAAUUUAGUAGUAAUGCCUACAACGCCCAACACUUCGACAGACGGCGACACCACUCACGAUUAUGCAGAAAUUUACACUCCUAGUAGAGAGCGCACGCCGGCGUGGCAGGGCGCGGGCGCGGGCGCGGCGGCGGGCGCGCGCCGCAGCGCGGGCGGCUCGUCCACGGGCGACAGCUCGGCGUCGGAGCAGCCGCGCCCGCCCACGCCGCCGCUGCACCGCUUCCCCAGCUGGGAGGCCAAGAUCUACCGGGUGGCAGACGACGGCCUUCAGCAAUCUGUAGAAGAAGAACUGAGUCCACCGCCGUGCCCCAGGCCUAUGCACGAGUCAACCAGCUACCAGGACAUAUCCGUCCCAGUUUACGCCACUGUCAAAGGGCGCGCUAGUCAAAUUCGGUCUAUGCCGUUCACGGGAGACUCGUCAGAUGAUUCCUCAGACGGCGAAGAGUCCAUGGGAGUGACCGUUCAUAACACUCCGCAUCACAAUCCUGUCUUCAGUGGGAGCUCAAACAUGCCAAUCAACAACGUAAAUCUUACGAGCAUCCUUCCUGUCUCCAUACAACAAACCUCUCACGGUCUAGUCCUGACCAGCACUGGCAACGGCCAGUGCAGUUCAUCCGAUACCUCGUUGAGUGCUAGCAGUCCUUCGAAGAGCGUCAAAACGAGUUCCAGUUUGAGUCCCGCGAAAAGGUCGAGCAGUGGAUCGCCUAGUAAACAGAGUAAGACUAGAGACACGUCGUUCGAGUCGGGCAUGUCGGACGACUACGCCAUCCCGCCCGACGCCGUGUCGUGCGAGUCGGCGCCGUCGCUGGCGCUGGCCCGCGCGCCCGCCGCCGACUCGCCGCGCCGCCACGACGCGCUGGAGAAGAGCGGCCACCUGGCCAAGCUGGGCGGCAAGCUCAAGACCUGGCGCAAGCGCUGGUUCGUCCUCAAAAACGGUACUCUUUCAUACUGGAAAUCACAAUCUGAAGUGAACCGUAAACCACAAGGUCAAAUCGGCUUGGGCGAAGCCUGCAAGAUAUCGCGGAACGAAGGAGCAGCUACCUUUGAAAUCUUCACGGGAACCAAGACUUACUACCUGACAGCUGAUAGCAUUGCCACUAUGGAAGAUUGGAUCAGAGUGUUGCAGAAUGUUCAAAGGCGAAACGCGACCAAGCUUCUGUUGAGCAAAGAAGACAACAAACCGACCAUCCAGGGCUGGCUGACCAAGGUGAAGAACGGGCAUGCCAAGAAGAGCUGGUGCGUGCUCAUCGGGAAGAUGUUCCUUUACUUCAAGUCGCCGGGAGACCAGAACCCGCUGGGGCAGAUCAACAUGCGCGACGCGCGCGUGGACGACGUGGAGCACGUGUCGGACUCCGACUCCGAGGAGAAGAACGACGACGCCAGGAACCACCUCACCGUCGCCAUCUACCCGCAGCAUCAGGUAACGGGGGGGCCAACGUACCUUCUGUUCGAGAGCAAAGCCGACAAAGACUCGUGGUUGUACCAUUUGACAGUCGUGAGUGGAGGUGGCCUGAGCCAGGGUACGCACUUUGAACAGCUUAUUCAGAAGCUUAUGGAGACCGAUGGAGAUCCCAAUUGUGUUCUAUGGAGACAUCCCACCUUAUUGUAUUCAAAGGAAAACAUCAAUUCGCCGCUGACGUCCUUGAACUCGGAGGCUUUGCAAGCGGAGGCAUUAAAACUGUUUAAGUGCGUGCAGCUGUUCAUGUCGGUGGCGGUGGAGCACGCGGGCAUCGACUACCACGUGGUGCUGGCGCAGAACGCGCUGCAGCAGUGCCUGGAGGUGACGGAGCUGCAGGACGAGCUGGUCUCCUGCCUGGCCAAGCAGACCACGGCGCACACGCACUCCAAGCACGGCGUGCAGGUAACCCCGACGACGCCGCGCCGCCACGCAAAGCUAAACCUUAAAGCUGCCAAGCUUAAGAAUCAACUGCUACUGUGCGCGACACAAUCGCUGUUUACGUGCGACACGAGCGGCUCGUCCGUCGGAGGGGAUAACAAGAGCGACGCGCCGCCCCAGGCUGGCUCACCGAGCUCGAUACAGGCGCCAUUGUUAUCAGUGGAUUGCAAAAGCAACCCUCCUACAUACAGUUUCGUACAAGGCUGGCAGUUGCUGGCCCUCGCUGUCAGUUUGUUCGUGCCGAGAAAUAACAGAUUGCUUUGGUAUCUGAAGCUACAUCUUAGCAGGCAUUCCGAUUCUAAGACGGAAUGUGGCAAAUACGCGGCGUACUGUUCGCGUGCCUUAGAACGUACAAUUCGCAACGGCGGACGAGAGGACAAACCCUCCCGCAUGGAAGUACUGUCCAUACUGUUGAAGAACCCCUACCACCAUUGUUUGCCGCAUGCUAUACCGGUGCACAUGUUGAAUAACACUUACCAGGUGAUCAGCUUCGACGGAUCGACCACAGUGGAGGAAUUCCUGUCAACGCUCAGCACAGAGUUGGGCUGCAGAGAAUCCGCGCAGUCCGGCUUCGCGCUGUUCAGCGAUGACCCCAUUGAGAAGGAUCUGGAGCAUCAUAUUAAGCCUGACAAAAAGCUGUGCGACGUUAUAUCAAAAUGGGAGACGGCGCUGCGAGAAAAGGGCUCAGGGAAGUUCGAAAACUCACGAGUGAUCCGACUGACGUAUAGAAAUAGGCUGUAUUUUAAGAAUUCUGUUCGUACGGAAAUCGAUAAAGAGAGAUUGCUGCUUUGCUACCAAGUUAAUCAACAAGUGGUAGCAGGCAGGUUUCCAGUAACUCGAGAGCUAGCGGCGGAGUUGGGCGCUCUGAUGGCCCAACUCGACAUGGGCGACUACUCGGCCACGAACACGCAGCACAACCAACCUUUGGCCCAUCGGUUCUACCCGUACAGGUACAGAGCGGGCAUGAGCAACGAUGAGUUAAGAGACGUGGAAGAGAAGCUAAGGUCGAAGUGGAUAGCUUUAAGAGGCCGCAGCACAGCGGACUGCGUGCGAAUCUACCUCAAUUGUACCAGAAAGUGGCCUUUCUUUGGUGCUACUCUAUUCCAAGCUAGAAUAAAACAGCCAGACUUGUCGAUGGUUUGGCUGGCCGUCUCAGAAGACGGCGUAACGGUACUGGAGCUGGCCUCCAUGGCCGUCAUAGGGCGAUAUGCGCUUAACUCCAUCGGGCUCUUCGGAGGGCUGCAGGACGACCUCAUGAUGUUGAUCGAUGCCGACGACGCGACGAGUCCCGUGCACAAGAUGUUGAUCAGUCUCAAUAAGCCUAAGAUGGCGGAGCUGACGCACCUGAUCGCCGACUACAAGAACGCGGCGCUGCGGCCCGGCGGGCUGGGCACGCCGCAGAUGAACUCGCUGACGCGCAACGGCAGCCACCGCUCGCUGCGGCGCGCGGGCGCGGGGGCGGCCACGCUGCCGCUCGCGCACGCGCCUUUGGCCGCGCAGGCGCCGCACGCGCACCACACCACGGGCCACAGCACGCUGGCGUCGCAGCACUCCGCGCACUCCGCGCACUCCGCGCACUCGCACGCCACCACGGCCACGCUGACGCUGAGCUCGCAGCACUCGCUGGCGCACGGCCAGCCCGACCUGCUCAAGGCCACGCCCGACCAGCACCGCCCCGACAAGAAGCGCUCGCGCGCGCUGGAGCCCGCCGCGUGACCGCGCCCGCCGCCGCGCCAGCUCGGCCCCGCGGCGGCGGGCGGCGCCGGUCUCGCGGUGCGGUCGCACGACAUCGACCCCUGAACGGUCGGACCCGUGCCGCACUUCCUUGUCGCUUGAAUUCACGGUAACUAACGGACGUGGCUCGGCACUUCGCCUGUGGCUCAAGACCCGUGUAAGUCGUAAUAAAAUCUUCGUCACUUGGAAUGCUGUCGCCCGAAACGCCGAUGAUUCUAGUCUAUUCGUGUAGGAAAGCUUCGAACGCAACUAAAGAUCUGUGUGAAAUCUCAACCGAAACUGGCUUAAUACCGAACUUAAGAGCAAUUUACCAAUACAAACCUAAAAAUAUUCAGUAAUAAUACAUUAAAUAAAUAAGUAAUCCAGCCGCAUAAGUCCGGAACUCUUUACGGAAUGUAAUUCCACCAAGUUGGGUAACUUUGAAUUCCCUUAUAAUUUUUAUUGAAACUAGACUAAAAAGAGCUUCUAAUCAACUACAUUCAUAACGGUGUGAAACGAAAAAACCAAAUAUUAUAGAUGUCAAAUUGACAUAACCUUGACAGUUAACGAGUGGUGAAAUUUUUCAUCCUUCGAGACAAACUUAGGCGUCUAAUUGGCCACAUUGCCAGGUCUUAGAUUGUUACUUUUCUUCAACAUUUAAAUUCGUUAUAUUAUUCGUCCCGAAUCCGAGACUAUACAAAUUUAAAAAACUCUAACCCACUUCGGAUGUCGCUUGUGCACGAAGUCCGAUCCGAGAAAAUACAAAUAUUGCUUGUACACCUUGAGAUAAUAUUAUGAUGAUUGAAAUGAAGAUAAUGGCAAUUUGUCCAUUAUAACAAGGUUAUUUAGUUUAACAAACCUGUUUUUUUAUUCAAUGUUCUAACAUACCCAAGUCAAUAAGAUUUUUGCUAUCCAAAAUAACCGUGUUCAAAGAUACUGAAAACUAAAGCAAUUUAUUAUUAUAUAAAAAAAAAUUUUUGUUUCUAAUUAAUAAUAAAUAAAUAAUUCGUUAUUUAGGCAUGAAAGGGUACAUCAAAUAAUAAAACUUAUGAAAA